AUGUCCUUCUUUUCACGAGUCUUCAGGGGCAAAGACUCCAACGUGAAGAAACACUCCCCCACCACCACCGUCGAUACCGCACCCGCCAAACCCAAAUGGACCGACGCAUGGCAGAGGACAGAGGUCGCGCCAGAGGAAGUGCAAGACCUGGUACGAGGUUGUGUGCAUGAACUCAAGGCCCGAGCUCUUGACACCCCAUUCCUCCUCCUACCAUUCCGCCCCAGCUCAGAUCCGAGCGCGGCUCGCACGUUCAUUCGCAAUUACUUCAAUCAGUCGUUUGAGAAGGGGUCACCGGUCAACGGGGAUGUCUUGGUACAGGAACUUAGGCUUACGGAGCCGAUGGUUCUCUGUGGGGUGAUGAAAUGGUGCUGGAGCAGACUUCCCGGUGGUGUAGUCACCUGGGAGGCAUAUGAGACUUUCAAAAUGGGUGAACAUGAUUCGGAUAUGGCCCGGGACGCCUUUUCAACCUUUAUACCCAUCGGUGGCGACUCUGAAGCCCGCACGAAUAUCAUUAUCGACUUCUUCGACCUUUUGGCUGCCAUUGCAGCGCAUGGAAAGUCCAAUGGACUGGGUGGACGAAAGCUGUCCCGAUAUGCUGGAUGGUGGGCCUUCGAGCACGUCGACACAGGCGGUGGCUUUGAAGCGGCCUACAAGAGCUGGGCUGCUGCCGCCGACGCAACCAGCCAUCUGUUCUUCGCCUACCUCCGUUCCUUGACCCCCGAUGUCCCACGCGGCGUGAGCGGCAUUUCCUCGCUGCCAAUCUCCCUCCAAACCCUCGUCGAAGCAACUGAAUAUCCCCCUGAGACCCCAACCUUGCUACAAGUUACGACCACGAAGGUGGUCAUGAUUGUGGAGAAUGUCUCGCCAACACCGUUCUCCCUCCUGCGACGCGCCAAGAACUUCGAAUACCGCGACGACGACUGGCACCUGCAGGAAUUCGCCAACUACGACGAUCCUGUCAGCGCAUUGACCGACGAAUGUCUCCGCGUCCUCAAGUGCAUUUCCUCCGCGAACGAGUCGAGCGUGUCGAGCACGAAGCAGUCCACCAGCUUGCGGGAUGCAUCCUGGUCUCGUUUCGAAGAUAUUGGAUUCGGCGGCUCAAUUGAGUCGGACGAGGAGGACAAGAAGGAUACUUUGCCCCCACCUUCAAGGAAGAGUGGAUCUGCCGGUGGAUUGAGCAAUGUGCCUAAAUCGGGAACUGGGGAUCUCGGUCGUCCCACUACUCCCUCAUGGGCUGACUUUAUGUCCUCUGGGUUUGCGGACGAGAAUAACCUCAAGACCCAUGUGAGCCCUUUGCUUUUGCCCCCUGAUAAGGUCCUUCCUCCAAUUGCAACGGCCCGUGGACAGAGCUCCCAGUCUCACAAGCGCUCGUUGGAUGAUGAGCCUCUUGAGCCGGCUGAGCUGGCCAGUAUCAACACUCUGGACAUGGAUGAUUCAUUCUGGUGGGUGUGGAUCAGCAGUUUGUCGGCCGAUGAGCCCUCUGCUCGCAAGGCCGUCUUUGGUCGAUGCGCUCUCCUGGAGACUGUUAUCCGGGACACAAAGUGGUUGGUCCUUGAGGAGCAAAUCAAGGGCGCUGCCCCUGAGCCUGAUGCCGGUGCACAGAUUGUCGAGAAGAAGAGAUUCUUCAGCUUUGGUAGCCGCAAGGGCAAGCUUAACCGCCGCAAGUCCACAGCCAAGAAAGUCUCUCCCAUGGAAGAGGCCUACAAGAGGCCCAACAACCCAGGAUCGCAGAGUAAGACUAGCAUUGGUCCUGAUCAGCACAAGCGGAUCCAGGCAGCUGCAGCUGCUCUUCAGAAGAAGCAUCGCGAGCAUGAAGCAGAGGCAAACCAGAACAAGGUUGAUGCCAAGACCGAGCGUUAUUCCAAGACUAACUCUGUGAUGACGCUCCAGCCUGCCAUAGUAAACGAAGCCUCCCAAGCUAUGAAGUGGACUAAGAACUACGACAAGGGUGCUUUCCGGGCAGCCUACCUCAAGGAUACCCGCGCUGGAACUGGUGCGGCUGAUGAAGAGAACGACGACGUCGAGCAGCAAACCGAGGAAACCAAGGAAACACCCAGCACGCCUGCGGUGACCGAUGCUGAUGCUACAGCUGCUGCUCCCGCGCCCCCUCCCAAGGAAGCACCCGCCGCAGCUAUUGCCGCCCCUCUUCCACCAUCUCCGGAACCGGAGACCAAGAAGGCCGUCAAGGUGACCACCCCCGAAGAGGAUAAGGCUGCCACCAAGCCCGACAUUCUUGAGCAGGCUGCCGAGCGCCACGAGUCAGAGUCUGUCGAUGAGGCGAAGAAGCUCAAAAAGAAGAAUGGCAACUCCACCUUCAAGAGCAUGUUCGGCACAAAGAAGAAGCCCGAACAGCAGCCACCCAUGAAGAACAUCGGAACCAAAGAGGUCUCAAGCGUAGCCGCUGCACGCGCAGCACUCGAAGCCAAGCACAAAGCAGCCCAAGAAUCCACCCCUGUGAAAAAGAAGCCUCUCCGCAAAGACGCAGCCGUCGCAAUCGAGCCAGUGACCAAACAAGAGAAGCCACCAACCCCCCAGCAAACGCAAGAGCAACCCCAGCCCGAGCAGCGCGAACCCACCGAGCCUCCAACCCCAACCAAGCCCUCCUCUUCGACAGUCGAGAACGGCGCGCCCCCUCGAACCAGACGCGCAGUAGAAUGUGAUGCCCUGUCCCGCAUCGACACCCUCGAACGCGAUGCUGCAGACCAAGAAUUCUCCAAAUUCGACCAGGGCCCCAUGGUCGACCAGCCUGCUUUCGCCCCUGACUCUCCCGUCUCUUCUGUCCACGAACCAGAACCCACUGCCCUCCCGCAGACUCCUGUCAACGGCCAUGGCAAUGGUGUUCCCGAGACGCCGGAAUCCGACCCACAACAAGAUCGAUGGAAGGCGAUUCGCGAAGCCGCAGCUGAGCGUAGUCGCGCCAACGGACACGGCCAGCAUGAGCCUGAGCAGGAAACCGAGCCGGAGACUGAGACUACCACUCGAACCAGCCAGUCUGAGCGCACUGACGAGGGUGAAACCAGUGGAGAAGAGACUAUCGAAUCUCGUGUUGCUCGCAUCAAAGCCCGCGUUGCUGAAUUAACCGGCGCCACGGAAGAUGGACAGAAACCCUAG
This is a messenger RNA of Penicillium salamii, 3111 nucleotides long. NCBI's taxonomy places the organism in Eukaryota, Fungi, Ascomycota, Eurotiomycetes, Eurotiales, Aspergillaceae. The record is from the annotation of a GenBank genome assembly.